Messenger RNA from Linum trigynum, 1538 nucleotides. NCBI's taxonomy places the organism in Eukaryota, Viridiplantae, Streptophyta, Magnoliopsida, Malpighiales, Linaceae. The record is from the annotation of a GenBank genome assembly.
GCUGGAACCUGUAAGAAAAGGAAGAAGAGGAAGAAGAAGAAGGAUGCUGUACGUUAUAGGAUUGGGAUUGGGCGACGAGAAGGAUAUCACUCUCAGAGGGUUAGAAGCAGUGAAGAAGUGUGAGAAAGUGUUCAUGGAAGCUUACACUUCUCUGCUCUCCUUCGGCGUCUCCGACGACGGAAUCGCUACUCUGGAAAAUCUAUACGGGAAGCCGAUUACGAUCGCCGACAGGGAGAUGGUGGAGGAGAAAGCCGACGAGAUUUUGUCCGACGCUCGUACCUCCGAUGUCGCCUUCCUUGUCGUCGGAGACCCCUUCGGAGCUACGACGCAUAGUGAUCUAGUGGUUCGAGCUAGGGAAUUAGGGAUUGGGGUUAAGGUAGUGCACAAUGCGUCGGUGAUGAAUGCGAUUGGGAUUUGCGGGUUGCAGCUCUAUCGAUAUGGCGAGACUGUUUCGAUUCCGUUCUUCACUGAUGUUUGGAGGCCUGAUAGCUUCUACGAGAAGAUAAUGAAGAAUAGGGAGCUUGGACUGCAUACUCUCUGCUUGCUAGAUAUUCGAGUGAAAGAGCCUUCGUGGGAGUCCUUGUCGAGGGGGAAGAAGAAGUACGAACCACCAAGGUACAUGACGAUCAACACUGCAAUAGAGCAACUGCUGGAAGUUGUGCAAAAGCUCGGAGGAUCUGCAUACGAUGAAGAUACCGAUUGUGUUGGGUUCGCUCGUGUGGGAAGCGAGGAUCAGAUGAUAGUUGCAGGGCCAAUGAAGCAGCUUCUUUCCGUCGAUUUCGGGCUACCUUUGCAUUGCCUUGUGAUAACAGGUAAAACACAUCCACUGGAGGAAGAAAUGCUGAAUAUCUACCGGCUCAAUACAAACAACGAUUCAAACCAGAAAGAUGAUGGGUGUGUAUAGUUUACUUGUUGUCCAAACAACCACUGUAACCUGUUCAUUCGAGUUGUAAUCGAAAUCCCAAAUAUGUAACAUCGAAAUCUUGUUUUGCUUAUUGUAGUUCCUGCGAAAUUGAGUAACACAUAUGAAUAUGAUGUGCUCAACUAAUUUUGGCGCCAUUUUGUUACUUAAUUGUAUGACACUCUGUAAGCUAGCCGGAGAAAGCGAAACGGCGGGCAAGAGCUACUGUCCCUCAUCUCACCUAAUAACCGGAAGCCCUCCUCCCCAUUUAUUUUUCAGGUUUUUUUUUAUCCUUCUGUUUACAGGCUCUUAAUUUGUUACUGAAAGGCCCAAUAUUCGAAGUCCACUACGAUAGUAAGAUUGGGCCUUCUUAAGAGCCUCUUCAAACUGGGACCAGGUAUCAGCAAAGGCCUUGGCCCAACUUUGACACUGACAGCUCAACUGUUCGUUUUUUCUUCCAUACCUAACAACGUGCCCCCACUAAAUCAAUGGUUGCUUGAGAGUUGAGACUUGGAAAUUGGAAUCCUUUUCACCAACAUCCAAUAUCAUCGCCAAUUGAUGGAGUUUUUACUUGGACAUUUAGUAAUGUAGUUUAAUAGCAACAAAAAAAAAAAAAAAAUACAAUGUAGUUUAAUAG